CUGUGAUCAGCCCGUCACGUUUCGAAUUCGAAUAUUGGGUAGCUCGCUUUUUGCGUUUCGUUCCUUCCUUCCCCUCCCUCUCUCACUUGGUACAGUACGGAAGCUGCUGAGCGGAGUGCCUGCGGCGGAACGUGAGCGGAGUGUCAAGACGAGAUUGACUAGAGGCGGACGGGCGGGCACCCAGCAGCAAUAGAGGCGGGCUAGAACAGACCGGAGCAGAGCAGAGCAGAGCAGAGCAGCACGAGAGAAAGCAGGUGCAGCACCGUGAAGCCCCUGCGGAGUCCAACGGCGACUUGCCUGCAGCGCUUGGAUUAGAGCUCUAAUAGAACAGCCCUUCCCGUACCUACUGCUAGGGUUUCGUUAACUCGUCCCUAGGCGCGUGUCGCCGGAGAGAUUUGUGCCCCUUUCCCGCCUACUAAUCCUCCUAGGUUAUGGCGUCAUGUUGACCAGAAGCCACCAUAGCAGUUGUCCCGCGGCGUGACACGCAUGGGACUUUAGAUGGACAUUCAGGAGGCGUCUAAGAUCCUCUACUCCCGACUGCAGUCGCUGGAAGGAGCCAACGCGUCCAAGCUACUCGGCUGGAUGUUGAUGCGCGAAAAUGCCGACCAGGACCUUGCGACGCUCGCCAAGGGCUCGGACGCGCAGCUGAUGUCCGCCGUUGGGAUCGCCAAGCGGAACCUCAGCGUCUACUCCUCCAUUCCCGGAUGGCAGCAUCAGGGCGUGCUGGCGGAGAUCCGUCUUCAGCAGGAGAGCGCGGCGUGCAUCUCCCGACAGCGUGCCGCCGCUCAGUCGCUCGUCCAACAGCCCGCUGCAGAAAGAUUUCAGCAUUCCGAGCGCUUCUCGCUCCCCACGCAAGCAGCCCUCGCGUCGCUCUCCCCCGAUGCGUCCCUCACUGAUCCAACCGACGCCGCCGCUACCGCCACCGUCGGCGCUACCGCCGGCGUCGCCGCUGCUUCCGGCGCGGACCCUGCUGCGGCGGCAGCGCGGCCAAUCCCCGCGGAAGCGCCCCCUCACCUCAGCGCAUUACACGGCGCAAGCGGCGCGGCGAGCGACUACGGGUCGUCGCCCGAGAGCUCGCAGUCGUUUAUGUUCAAGCGCUGCCACUACUUCGCGCGCGGCUUUUGCAAGCACGGCAGCGCCUGCCGCUUCCUGCACGCGUCGCACGGCCAGUCGGCGACGGCGCCCGUGUCGUCGCCCGGGUCGCCCAGUGCGACCAGCUCGGACGGCACCAUGGCGGCUGCGACCUACCCCGAGCCGCAAGGCGCCGACGAGACUGCUUUGAGCUGCACGGCCGCGAGCGGCGGCGACGGCGGCGGUUCCGGCGGGGACGCUAGCGGGAGAAACGGCAGCGGCAAUGGCGGUGAUGGUGGAGAGCCCUUCGCUGGUAGUACUACCGAGGCAACCGGCGGCGGCGGCGGCGGCGGCGGCGGGGAUGGCGGGGAAGGCGGGGAUGGUAGUGGUGUUGGUGUGGCUGGCACGGCUGCUGGUGGGCUUGCGGGCGGCAGCCCGGGUUCUGCGGCGGGUUUCACGCUGGAGCGGCUCGAGAUGGAGCUGCACGAGCUGCUGCGAGACCACAAGGGGCCUGUCAACGUGGCAUCGCUCCCGCAGCUCUACGCGGAGCGGUUCGGGAAGCCGCUGCAAGCGGAGGGGUACUUAACCGAGAGCCAGCGGCAGGGGCGGCCCGGCCUAAGCUUAACUAAGUUGCUCGCGCAGAUGAAGGCGUCGAUCGCGUUCGUCGAUCGGCCGAGCGGGCAGCGCGCGAUCGUUGUCAAGGGGUCGCCGAUUUUGGAGGAGUCUAAGAAGUUUAUCGCGUUUAAGGAGCGCGCGGAUUUGGCGCCGCCUAGUCCGGGAUCGCGACAGAUUUAUCUCACUUUUCCGGCGGAGAGCACGUUCACGGAGGAUGACGUGGCAGCUCAUUUCAGCAAAUUCGGUCCCGUGCACGAGGUGCGCAUCCCGCACCAGCAGAAGCGCAUGUUCGGCUUCGUCACGUUCGCGUUCGCGCACAGCGUGAAGGCCAUCUUAGAAGAGGGCAACCCGCACCACAUCGGCGGCUCGCGCGUGCUUGUCAAGCCGUACCGCGAGAAGUCGCGCCACGGCCACGGCAGCGCGCACGGCGGCGGCGGCGGCGCGCACGCGGAGCGGAAGAUGCGCGGAGGCGGCGGCGCGGGAGACCGAGGCGCGCAGGAGUCGCCGGCUAAGGGCUCCGUUGAACCGUACUCAGACGACUCCCCCCCGCCGCCCCUUCCCAAGGCCUCUAAGCGACUUUUCCCCGCGAAGCAGCAGCAGCUGAUUCAGCAGCAGCAGCAGCGAUCGCUGCAGCAGCCCCGGCAGCAGCAACCGCAAUUGCAGCAGCAGCAGGAGCAGCAGGAGCAAGAUCAGCAGGAGCAGCAGCCACCGCUACAGCAGCAGCAGCAGCAGCAGUACGAGCAGGGGCAGUCUCAGCAGCAGUCGCAGCAGUUGCAGCAGUCGCAGCAGUCGCAGCAGUUGCAGCAGUCGCAGCAGCGAUCCCGAUUGGAGGGCGGGUGGGGCGAUCACAACCGUCCGAUUCCCCACCACAUGUCAGCCUCGUACGAAGCAUCUCAACCCGCCACUCCUGCUGCCGCUGUUGCAUCGGCUGCAGCCUCAGCCUACGCCCGUGCCUCUGUGUACGCGUCUGCGUCCGCCUCCUCCGCCUAUUCGCCUGCUGCUUCUGCUGCUGCCUCUGUCUACGACCCGCCUCCUAGGCGCAAGAGCCUGUAUCAGUCAUUGUCUUAUCGGGAGGUCUCUUUGCAGCAGCAGCAGCAGCAGCUUCCGCUGAACGCAUGGCAGCAGCGGCAGCACCAGCAGGAGCAGCAGGAGCAGCAGCAGCAGCAGGAGCAGCAGGAGCAGCAGUGGCAGGUGCAGCAGCGGCUGCAGCAGUGGCAGGAGGAGAACCGGCAGUCCCUAGGGCUCAGUGGAAUCCGCCUGGGGGACGUGGGAAGGGCGUUCUCUGGCCCAGCACGGAACGAGAUUCGCGGUGCUGGUGCUGGUGUGGGGGCAGAUGCUGGUGUGGGAACCGGUGUGGGUGUGGGCGUGGGUGUGGGUGGCAUAAGCGAUCUUCUCAAGCCGUCACUAAGCUUCUCCACCUCACUCUCUGCCGCAUUCUCUACCUCCUCCUCCUCCUUAUCCUCCGCGUCCUUCUCCUCCAUCUCCUCCGGCUUUGCCUCUGGCCCGGCAGCCAUGGCUCCGACCUUCAGUUUCGCCUCCUCGUCAUUCGCCUCUCUGCCCAGCUUUGCGUCCUCCUCCACGGGCACAAGCGCCGCCUCCCAGUACCCGCACGGGGACCUUGGCGCGCCUGAACCUCUCCCUCAAACGCCCACACACCGGCAGCUCGAAGAUCUCUUCGACCUGCACUCUCUGCUGCCCGACAGCCCCUUCACGUCCCCCCUCAUGACCAGCAACGCGUCCAAGGACCUCCCUGCCACUGCUGCCCUCACUGCGGCCAACGCUGCCGCAUGGGACGACACAGACCGCCCGGGAGCCAUCCCCUCCGCCUCCUCUGUUGCCCUCUCUCGCUUCUUCAACCCCUCUCUCCCCGCCCUCGCGCCUCCGCCGCCUCCUCCCCCUCCUCCCCUGCAUCUGCACUCCCUGUUGCCGGCAUCUUCAGUGGUGAGUCAAACGCGUCGGGCCUCGUUCGGCGGCGUGUCGUCUGCGGCGUCGGCGGCUGCGGCUCCCUUCUCGAAUGAUCCUUUCAUCAUCCCUCCCUCUGCUGCUUUUCACCACCAGCAGCACCAGCAGCAGCACCAGCAGCAUCAGCAGCAUCUGCACCAGCACCAGCAGCAUCUGCACCAGCACCAGCAGCAGCGCCAGCAGCACGUGGCAAGCACAGCAGACCUACCAGGGGCAGCAGGGCUCUAUCUCUCUGGCCCCUCCUCCCUGUGGUCACCACCGGUCGCCGCGUCAGGUUCUUCAGGUGUUUCUUCAGGUGCUUCAGGUGUUUCGUCAGGUGCUACUGGCAGGGCCGUGGGCCGUUUAGCAGGUGCUGGUGGCGUUGGGGGCUCAGAAGGAGCAGGAGGCGGUGGAUCCUUGCAGCUCACGUCCUCUAUUGGAGGACUCUCUAUGGGGGAUGAGAAGCAGCACCAGCACCCGCACCAGCAUCAGCAGCAGCAGCAGCAGCAGCAUGGGAAGGUGGUUGCGAGUGUGUGGGGCCAUACAUGUGACUCUUGCUCUGAAACGGCCUACACCACGCAGCUUGCCUGCGGCCACUACCACUGCAUCAAGUGCGCUCCGCAGGGCCCUGCCUCGUGGUGCGUUGCUUGCCAGCACGCCGCCUACCAGCCCCCUUCUGCCUACCACAUCGGUCAAACUGCCUGGAAGCUUCCCUCGCAAGAAGCUGCCUGGAAGGUGCCUGCCCAGGAAUCUGCCUGGAAGGUUGCUCCGUCGCAGCUGCAGCACACGAAUCGGUCCCCGUCCUGGUGAGAGGAUAGAGAGACCGGUACCGGGCGGCAUGCUUUUCAUUCCGAGGCUGGACACACAUGCUGUUCAUUCCGAGGCACUUUUUGAGGCACAUCAAAAGAGUGGAGAGCAGGAAACAAAACACAUAUUUAGUUCAAAGGCGGCUGAACAGAGACCCCUGUAUGGUCGGAGUUUUAGCGAACGUGCGAGGAUAGAGCAGGGCUGGCACAUCAUAUGUGCAUGCUGCCAUGGCACGCUGCCAGCAUCAUAUGUGCACGCUGCCAUGCGCAUAUCGCCAUGUGCGCUGGCGGCCGGAGAAGGCAGUAGUAGUGAUGGCAACAGUGGGGUGCUGGGACAAUGGCGGCCCCUGGAUUGGGGACAUUAGAUUAGGCAAUAGGGUCGGUGGUACAUUGGAAAGAGAUGCUUUUGCCAAGAGAUGGGGCAGAAACAUCCGUUGCAGCAGGAGCAGCAGCAGCAGCAGCAGCAGCAGCAGCACACCAGACCACCAGUGCUGCUGCACCAGUGGGGUUUUGACAUUGGUACAUUUUUCCUUGUGCAUUAUGCAUGAGGACGGCUUUGGAGGAGGGGAGGGAGGUGGGGAAGGGAGUGGUUAUGGGCGAUGCGUGGAGGGGUGGACACUCGGACGAUACGGACGAUACACUCUGGUGAUGCUUACCUGGGCGGCAUGGGCUGCUUUGUUGUUAGAAUAGACUCGUUGCUUGUGGCACGUGAAGCAGAAGCAGCAGAAGCAGAGAAGCACGAGCAGCAGCAGCAGCAGCAGCAGCAGCAGCAGAAGCAGAAGCAUAAGCAGCAGCAGCAGCAGCAGCAGCACAGCGACCCAUCUGACAUAAAGCGCACAAUGGCUUUCCACAUGGCGCACAAGACACACUUGGAUGCAGCAAGGAGGAGUCUAUUUCUGAGGCGCCUCGAAAGGAGACUCCUGCGCACAAUGACUCUAAAUGGCGCACAAGCCAACUUUUGGGUGGCAGCUGGGGGCAGAUGCACCUACAUGUUGAGGCGCGCCUAUUGGCGUGUUCUCAUGCUGCCAAGGUGCCUUUACCAGAUACUGCAGGGAAUCAGGAGGAGCAAGGGCGUGUUCGCAUGCCGCCCCUGGAUAGCACUCUGAAAUAGCAGCUGUAGCCCAAACAUCCCCCCUCCCCUCCCCCCCCCACCCCUUCCCCUCCCCUGCCCCACCAUUUGAUAUUAUUGGGCUCUCGUGCUUGAUAGGCCUAGGACACGGGACAGCAUUACCGGUAGGUCCCCCUCUUCACAAGAGGUAAAUCUAAACCGUAUCGCGACGCUGGGGUGGCCAGCUUAGGUGAAUAGGUAGCAAUGGAUUGACUAAUUUAUGCACUUCGGUUCCCUAGGUCGUGUACCUGGUAGGCAGUUUAAAUCAUUGAAUGACUUCAGCAGUGGGAAAACCCCAACCAGAUCCAU
This is a messenger RNA of Closterium sp. NIES-67, 5850 nucleotides long. The record is from the annotation of a GenBank genome assembly. NCBI's taxonomy places the organism in Eukaryota, Viridiplantae, Streptophyta, Zygnematophyceae, Desmidiales, Closteriaceae.